CUCCGUCAAUUACUUGGUUAUCUCUUCUGCUUCUCGACCACUCUCCGUUAAACUACGGGUCAGCUUGUUUUAUUUUCCACCUUUAACAUUACUGAUAACGCUAACACACUAAAAUUCAACUGUUUUUGUUCAUAAAUUUAACCUUCACCUCCAACAAUUAUUUCGGUGUUGAUCAGUAUGUUCAGUGUCAGCUUUUAAAUUUAAAGAAGAAAGUUUAGAAAUAAGUUUUACCGUAAAUUAUUUACUUACCUAUUUAUUAAAUAAAAAUAAAAAAAUUAAAUUGAAUAAAAUUAAAUAAGUAGAGGAAUAGAAUAAAAAUAAAAAGUUUUGAAAUGAUGGCUUGAGUGAUAACAUUGAUGGUGGAGAUUAAUGAGUGAAGGUGAAGGUGACAAAUGUGCUCGGCUCGUGCGGUAUUUUUUGUGCCGAGACUUUGUUAUUGUUUAAUAUUUAUUUUUAUUAGUUUUAAUAAUAAAAUUCCGGUGACAUAAUACACCACUAGUUUUAUUUAUUAAUAUCAUUUUGUGAACUUUAUUAAUAAUCCCACUUAAAAUGAAUCCGGAGGCUAAUAAAUGGUACCGUGGAUUUGCAACUAUCAUUUUGUGCUACGCAGCACUGGGAUACGGAUUAAUGUUAGACGAAGAAAGAGAUUCGAACAAUUUUACAGCAGCUGUAGGUGAUUACGUUGUAUUUAAUUGUCAUCUUGAUUUUCCACACGAAAUACCGAUACCUUAUAUAUUACACUGGAAUCGAGAAGGUCGAACGAUAUUUUCCUGGUACCAAGUUCCGGGUUAUGAACAGGCUAACAGUGUCCUCUCUAUUGCCGAAGAUUAUGCAGGUCGGAUUCACUUGUUGGAGGGUGAUCGACCAGCUCAAGAGUACGGACAGGGAAGUAUUAACUUGACCAACAUCAGGGAAAGUGAUCAAGGUUGGUACGAAUGCAAGGUCAUAUUUCCUGAUAGAUCACCUAGCUCACGUAAUAAUGGCACGUGGUUUUUUCUCAGCAUUGAAGGUUUGUCCCGGUCGGCGGAUGGUGUUUCAGGUGAAAAUUUACUGGCAAUACCACCAGUUAAUAAAACUGUUAUGGAAGGAGAAAUUGUUGAGUUUCAGUGUGUUACCAAAAUUCCGAACAUGAUCGUCACUUGGUUACGAGAUGGCAUUGAGAUCCCGGAAGUAGAGGAUCUCAGAGAUCGUGCUUCUGUUGACGAUAACGGAACACUAAUUAUAAGACCGUCAGCGAUUGGUGAUUUGGGCGAAUAUACCUGCAUAGUAACAGAUAAUGUCGGAGAUCAACAAUCAGCAUCAGCUUUUCUCAACGUUCAAUAUAAAGCAAAGGUUAUUUACGCUCCGAGAGAGGUAUUUUUGCCGUAUGGAAAGCCAGCUCUGUUGGACUGUCAUUUCCGAGCGAAUCCUCCGCUCACUAACUUACGAUGGGAGAAAGACGGAUUCUUGUUUGAUCCUUACAAUGUUCCAGGUGUUUUUUACAGGAGAAAUGGGUCUUUAUACUUUAGCAAAGUUGAUGAAACACAUUCUGGAAGCUAUAGCUGUACUCCUUACAACGAACUUGGUACUGAAGGACCUAGUCCAUCUAUUUCAGUGGUAGUUCAAAGACCACCCGUAUUUACAGUGACUCCGCAACGUUUAUACAUGAGAAAACUUGGCGAAAGCUUGGAAAUACCUUGCGAUGCUCGAGAUGGUGAUCAGUCUCAACCACCCACAAUCGUCUGGUUUAAAAAGGACGGGUCACCACUCUCACAGGAACGGGCUAUUCUCAAUGGCGGAAAUUUGACGAUCGAACGGAUUCAAGAGCAAGAUCGGGGACUUUAUCAGUGUGCUGCUAGUAAUGAAGCAGCUACUGUAGUCGCUGAUGCUGAACUAAUGGUUUUGAAUGUUCCUCCACGUGCUCCUUACAAUCUUAAUGCUAACACGAGCAAAGACUCGGUUACUCUCACUUGGGUUCCGGGAUACGUCAGGCCGAAAAUGGAGUAUGCAGUUUGGUAUAGACCUACUGAUACCACUGAGUGGAAGACAAUGAAAAUCCCAUCGAAGAAAAUCACAGAAGCCACUAUUCUUAAUCUUACACCAGGGCGCGAAUAUGAAUUUAUGGUACUCAGUCAAGAUAAACAUGGAGAUGGUAUGUUCAGCAAGUCUAUUCGAGUUUUAACGCAAAACAAAAAUGGACAACUGAAUCGGAAUUUAGCAUCAGAAUUCAAAAGUACUCAAGAAAGUUUAGAGCCCCCACAAAAUCUAAAAGUUCAAGUAACUGCUGAAGGGUAUUUAGUAACGUGGGAUCCACCUUCGAACGCAAAUAUCAAACUCUAUGUUGUAAGAUGGUUCCGAGGGUCAACUGAUGAGCAUUUACACGGCAGAGCUGAAACUACAGACACAUUCUAUUUAAUUAAAAGUUUAGAAGAGGAAAGUAGUUACAUUUUUGAAGUAUCGGCAAUGUCACAGUCCGACGAUGUAGCAACUAGCGAACAAUUUACACUAGAAGUACCAGCUUACCGAAGGAACCGAGCUAUUUCCAUGGGGAUCGUAGCAGGAGUCGGAUUUCUAGCUGCUUCAUUGGCUGCGAUUUGGUGGUCACGAAAACGAUUUUGUCAACCGUCAAUGAAUAAAUAAAAUAAACGACUCUCACAAUAAUCAUAUUAAAAUCGAUUUUUCUAAUGUACUACUACUAAUUUAUAGGCAAAAAAUAAAUAUAUUUUAUGGGAGCUUCUUAUAUUAUAGGAACGGUUAAUCAAUAAAUGAUCAAUGAUUUUGAAGAAA
Messenger RNA from Cotesia glomerata, 2766 nucleotides. It is a transcript of the gene bdl, whose product is annotated as protein borderless. Lineage: Eukaryota; Metazoa; Arthropoda; Insecta; Hymenoptera; Braconidae. Gene Ontology annotation, cellular component: axon; plasma membrane. Gene Ontology annotation, molecular function: cell-cell adhesion mediator activity. The transcript is spliced from 12 exons. Gene Ontology annotation, biological process: homophilic cell-cell adhesion; axon guidance; dendrite self-avoidance. Bases 550 to 2619 code for a protein of 689 amino acids. The record is from RefSeq and is a predicted model, not a curated record.